Molecule: messenger RNA, 783 nt
Organism: Oikopleura dioica
Lineage: Eukaryota; Metazoa; Chordata; Appendicularia; Copelata; Oikopleuridae
Source: the annotation of a GenBank genome assembly
AUGGUGGAGGGGCUUCACCAUUUCAAACUUCUCGGAGUUCCUGUAAAUGCGACAAAAGAAGAAAUUAAAAAGGCGUAUCGUUUGAAAGCUCGAGAUUGUCAUCCUGAUAGAAACCCUUCUGCAGAAGCUCACGAGCUUUUCAUCAAACUAAAAGAAGCCUUCGACUUCCUCGCUGAGGGCGAUAAAGGAGUCAAAGUUGAUCAAGACACUGGGAGAUCGGAGAAACUCAGGAAAGAAUAUGAAGAGAAGAAGAAGGAGGGCAGAAAGCGGGCAUCGCGCUUUUCCGAAAAGCCUUCAGGAGCCAGCUCUGGGACGCAAGCACCUUCCGCUGGUAGCAACAGUGGGCUGAUCAGAUUAAAACUGAACUGGAAUACAAACCGCUCCAAGUUUACAACAAAACACUUGAAAAGAAGCUUAAACGCGUUUAUGGUCGAGGAGAGUGGAGCUAUCAACUGUGCAAAUGGCUCCGUCAUCGCGCAUUUUGUCAACGACGAAGAAGCUCUUUCUGCCCAUCAAAAGUGCUACGAAAUGAAGCCAUCCGCAAUCAAAGUUACAUGGAUAAGUGAAAUGCCCAAAGUAGCGAGAGACCUAUUGAAACAUAUUGAAGACUCCGAAGAUGAAUGCGUUAUCGUCGAGCCGAAAAAGAAAAAGAAGAAGAAAGAAAAGACCAAAUACGAUAGGGGAUACUACAAGGACAUCCACGACCAUGAAAUGCGGGAGGAAGAGAGGAGAAAGCGAGAGCGAGAUAUUGAGCGACAAUGGACAUCACGCGCAAACAGAUGA